AGAGAUCGGUGUUUUUAAGGUUAUAGUGUUGUGGAAGGCCAAAAUCUCCAACAAAUUAAAUAUUUAUUAAAAUGGUUACUUUAGAAGUGAAAGCAACGUUGGAAAAUAUUGAAGAAUUUUAUACUAAUCACCCAGACUAUUCAUUCGUUAUAAAAUUAAAAUGCACCAGUUGCGGAGAAGAAUCUGAUAAGUGGCAUGACGUUACCGAAAAUACUACUUUUCCUAGUAGAUUUCCAAAAGCCGAAACUCACUAUAUUGCCAAAUGUAAGCUGUGCGGACGCGAAAAUUGUCUAGGAAUUAAGGAGAAAAGCAAUGGGAAAUACACAAGCAAAGAUCAAGGAUCAUUCAAACCUAUUGUAACUUUUCUCUGUCGAGGUUUUGAGCCCACUGAUUUUAAACCAGUUGAAGGAUGGAUUGCCAAAGCUGAAGAAAGUGGAACCUUAUAUGAAAAUAUUGAUCUUUCAGAAAAAGAAUGGGUAGAUUAUGAUGAGAAAACACAACAGUCUAUUGGCAUUUAUGAAUUGGAAUACAGAUUUGUUAAAUAAUUUUGAGGAAUUUGUUUAAAGCAUUUUGUAUAUUUAUAAAUAUAUUUACCUGCACACAGCA
Molecule: messenger RNA, 606 nt
Organism: Aethina tumida (small hive beetle)
Lineage: Eukaryota; Metazoa; Arthropoda; Insecta; Coleoptera; Nitidulidae
Product: UPF0587 protein CG4646
Exons: 2
Coding region: 72-545 (157 amino acids)
Molecular function (GO): zinc ion binding
Source: RefSeq, a predicted model, not a curated record